This is a messenger RNA of Xenia sp. Carnegie-2017, 714 nucleotides long. RefSeq names its product protein ALP1-like. Bases 1 to 714 code for a protein of 237 amino acids. The transcript has a single exon. The record is from RefSeq and is a predicted model, not a curated record. NCBI's taxonomy places the organism in Eukaryota, Metazoa, Cnidaria, Anthozoa, Malacalcyonacea, Xeniidae.
AUGUUUGAUGGAGUUACCCCAGAUGAUGAGUGGAAGCGAAACUUUAGAAUGUCGAAAGAGCGAUUUUUUCAAUUGUGCGAGGAGUUGCGACCUUACAUUUCUGAAGGAAUAAACACUCCAAAUUAUAGGUCACUCUCUCGUGAAAAAAAACUCGCUAUCACUUUAUAUUACCUAAAAGACACUGGUUCUAUUUGGAUGACGGCGAAUGCCUUUGGUGUUCAUCAAUGUACAGUUUCUAAAAUCGUUUUAGCUGUUUGCAAUGCAAUUUGUAUACAUCUUUGUCCAAUAUAUCUGCACCUUCCACAAACGGUAGUGCAAAUGAGGAAAAAAGUGGCUGAGUUUGAAACAAGGUUUGGCAUUACUCAGGCAUUUGGCUGCAUUGAUGGUACUCACAUUCCCAUUCAAAGACCACUGGUUGAUUCUCAAGAUUACUUCAAUUAUAAACAGUUUUUCUCCAUUAAUGUUCAAGCUGUUUGUGAUUCAAAUGGCUUAUUCAUGGAUGUUGACUGCAGGUGGCCUGGCAGCGUCCAUGAUGCAAAAGUAUUUUCAAACUCAUUCAUAAAUAAUGAACUAAAAUUGGGAAGAUUACCACAAACCUUCACUCAUGUUUUACCUGGUCAUGACAAGAUACCUAACUACCUCAUAGGUGACCCAGCAUAUCCUUUAACACCCAACUGCAUUAAAGAAUACCAAUCAUGCUUAAGCAAUGAUUAG